Messenger RNA from Phodopus roborovskii (desert hamster), 2338 nucleotides. It is a transcript of the gene Kel, whose product is annotated as Kell metallo-endopeptidase (Kell blood group). The coding region runs from base 57 to 2213 and encodes 718 amino acids. Gene Ontology annotation, biological process: protein processing. The transcript is spliced from 18 exons. The record is from RefSeq and is a predicted model, not a curated record. NCBI's taxonomy places the organism in Eukaryota, Metazoa, Chordata, Mammalia, Rodentia, Cricetidae. Gene Ontology annotation, cellular component: plasma membrane. Gene Ontology annotation, molecular function: metalloendopeptidase activity.
GCCUCCUGUCCCCUCCUCCAGUCACUCCAGGAGGAGAACGGAAGCGGAGAAAGCUCAUGGAACAGAGCCCGGCCAGUAGAAUGGGACCUCCCUGGACCCGGGAGAGCUCUCAGGACGAGGGGCUUCCUGCUGCAUGGACCAGACAGUGCCCAAGAGGCAGACGAGCGCUCAUAGGCGUCCUGCUCUGUGGCCUGAUCCUAGGCUUCUCUGUGUUUUGGGCGUACAUCUUCCGGAACUGUGGCCCUCGCCCGUGUGAGACGCCCCUGUGUUUGGACCUCCUGGACCAUUACCUGGGCUCUGGAAACAGAAGUGUUGACCCCUGCACAGACUUUUUCAGCUUUGUCUGUGAGAAGGCCAACGGGACCAGCAGCUCUUUUCAGGUUCUCACAGAGAGCAAGAGCCGGCUGUGGAGACUAUUGGAGGCCCCAGGGUCCUGGCACCUAAGAUCUGGGGAGGAGAAAGCCUUCCAGUUUUACAACUCCUGCAUGGACACAGAUGCCAUUGAAGCUUCCGGGGCAGGUCCCCUCCAACAAGUUAUCGAGGAGCUUGGAGGUUGGCACAUCUCUGGCAACUGGACUCCCUUAGACUUUAACCGAACGCUGCGGCUUCUGAUGAGUCAGUACGGUCACUUCCCGUUCUUCAGGGCCUAUCUGCGACCUCAUCCUACCCCUCCACACACACCAGUCAUCCAGAUAGACCAGCCGGAGUUUGACAUUCUUCUCCAGAAAGAGCAGGAACAGACAAUCUAUGCCCAGAUCCUGCGGGAACAGCUGACUUACCUGAACCGUCUGGGAACUUUCCUGGGAGGUGACCCACAGAAAGUUCAGCAGCAUGCCUCCUGGUUCAUCUCCUUCUCCUCACGCCUGUUCCAGUUCCUGAGGCCGCCAGAGCAGCAGGAGGCACAGGACAAGCUCUUCCACGUGGUCACUAUUGAUGAACUGCAGGAAAUGGCGCCUGCCAUCGACUGGCUGUCGUGCUUACAAGCAACAUUCACCCCGAUGUCCUUGAGUCCCGCCCAGACCCUUGUGGUCCGUGACCUAGACUACUUGAGAAACAUGUCACAACUGUUAGAAGAAGAGCUGCUGACAAGCAGGGACAUGAUACAGAGUUACAUGAUCUUGGGGCUGGUGGACACCCUCUCCCCAGCCCUGGACAGUAAAUUCAGGGGAGCACGCAGAGAACUGAGUCAGAAACUACGGGAACUGAAAGAGCAACCCCCCCUGCCAGCCUACCCACGAUGGAUGAAGUGUGUGGAAGACACAGGAGCCUUCUUUGAGCCUACCCUGGCAGCUUUGUUUGUUCAGGAAGCCUUUGGUCCCAGCAUCCGAAGUGCUGCCAUGGAAUUAUUUGCUGAGAUCAAGGCAGCUGUCAUCACACGUCUCAAAAAACUUCCCUGGAUAAGUGAGGAGACCCUGAAAGAUUCCCUGAACAAGCUCACCCAACUGCAGGUGGAGAUGGGGGCCCCAAAACGGGACUUGAAGCCAGAGAUGGCCAAAGAGGAAUACAGCGAUAUACAACUUGGCCCCAGUUUCCUGCAGUCUUUCCUGAGCUGUGUACGAUCCCUCCGGGGCAGAAAUGUUAGGCACUUGCUGCAGCCUUUUCCCUACCACAGAUGGAAGGAACCUCCCUGGGGAGUCGAUGCCUACUAUUCCGUAUCUGACCACGUGGUGGUCUUCACAGCUGGGCUUCUUCAACCUCCAUUCUUCCACCCUGGCUACCCCAGAGCUGUGAACUUUGGUGCUGCUGGAAGCAUCAUGGCCCAUGAGUUGUUGCGUGUCUUCUACCAGCUCUUACUCCCCGGGGGCUGCCCAGCCUGUGACACUCAUGUCCUACAGGAAGCACUUCUAUGCCUGGAGCGCCAUUAUGCUGCCUUAUCCAACAUGGCCCAGUUCAAUGGUUCUCACACACUCCUUGAAAAUGCUGGCGAUAUAGGAGGGCUGGCUAUAGCAUUUCAGGCAUACAGCGAGAGUAUAGCAGAGAAAAGCAGAGAGAUGACCCUGGCCAACCAGGAUCUCAGCCCCUAUCAACUCUUCUUUCAAAGCUAUGCCCAGGUGAUGUGUAGAGAGUUGAGCUCCCAAGACCCUCAGGAAGCUUACAGCUCUCCCAGCCUUCGAGUCCAUGGUCCCCUCAGCAAUAUCCCAGACUUUGCCAAACAUUUCCAUUGUCCACGUGGUACCCCUCUGAACCCUUCCAUGCGCUGCAAACUCUGGUAACUUGGCUACUAAAGAGACUGAGAUGUAGAUGCCUAGACACUUGGCCCCAUCCUGGAAGUCAGAACAAAUAUCUUUCUUCUUUUUGUUCCAAAAUUAAAAGCUUGUAUUUAGCUUUUGCUACCUCA